Molecule: messenger RNA, 723 nt
Organism: Fomitopsis serialis
Lineage: Eukaryota; Fungi; Basidiomycota; Agaricomycetes; Polyporales; Fomitopsidaceae
Exons: 4
Coding region: 1-723 (240 amino acids)
Source: RefSeq, a predicted model, not a curated record
AUGGUCGUCACGGACAACACCAGGGAUGAUUAUCUCCACGUUGACCUCGCGCCCUCGUUCGGGGAGCUGAACCAGGAGAGUGUCAAGAUGAUGGACGACGAGCUGAAGAUCAUGAUCUCGGGGACGUUGCAUCUGCUUGCGAAGAUCCCGCCGAGUGAGAGGAUCCCGCCGAGUGAGAGGACGUGGGACAAAGUGAUGUCGACGAUGAUGCAAGCCUCCCUCCUUGAGCCGUCUGACGGCAAGGUCGACCGCGUCGACAAGCUGCUCAAGAAAGGCGUGAACGUAUUCAAGUUUGACGGUUCGCCCGAUGCGGCCAUAGUCAAGGAGGUUCAAGGAUGGUUCAGUAAGCUCAUCUCCGAUGAGGAUGUGCUUCGCAGCACCAAGAUCGACAUCAAUGUCCUGGCGAAGAUCGUGGCCCAGACGGGAGCGACCAUCGACUCCUUUGAGACCCUGUUCUACAAGAACGAGAGUCACGAGAAGACCAUGGUGGACAUCGGAAUCCUGAGGUUCCCUGACAUCUCGCACCCGUACUUCAAGGUCUACCGCAUCAAGCUCGUCGCUUGGUCUCAGUCCGAACGCAUUUUGAUGGUGCAGAACGAUCAGAAUGGCAUCACCGGAGAGUUCAACGCUCGCAACUUCAGGCCGCGCAAAGAGGUCAUCCAGGGACUGACCGAGAAGACUAAGCAGAAGGCCAUCGAAGAGACGGAGUCGCUUUGGGAUUAA